GAUUAAGCCUCUUUUCUACAAUUAGUUGUGUUUGAGAAUCGAACUGUGCAUCAAUGGCGUUUGCUUCUUCUUUCCGUAGAAUUCUAAUUAAUACUUCUUCUUCUUCUUCACCGUCAACAUCGAUUCUUCGUUCUCCAUUCGCUUUUUCUCGCUUCUAUGAAACUCUCACCUGUCCCAAGCUCUUUGUCAGCGGUCUCUCAAGAUUAACAACUGAUGAUAAACUUAGGGAAACAUUUUCAUCAUACGGUCAGCUUGUUGAAGCAAAAGUUAUCACAGAUAGAGCAACUGGAAGAUCAAAAGGUUUUGCCUUUUUGACAUAUGGAUCAUUAGAAGAGGCUGAAGAAGCUAGGAAGCAAAUGAAUGGAAAAUUCUUGGAUGGUUGGGUUAUCUUUGUUGAUCCUGCCAAACCAAGAGAACCAAGAUCAUCACCACCACAAACACAAACUUCGGAAAAUGGUUUCACAGUGAACAAGACAAUUGGCUGGUGUGGUUGAUUGCUGAAAUGGGGUUAGUACUGAUUAAUUCAAAUGAUAGAAGAUGAUUCUGAUGCUUCUUAGGUUGAAAUUAUUCAAGAACAGUAUAAUCCAUCAGAUAUAUGAGGAGCCAUUAUGUAUUCUUUUUAAUCAAUCAUAAGUAACUUCUUAGAA
This is a messenger RNA of Impatiens glandulifera, 647 nucleotides long. Its product is annotated as organelle RRM domain-containing protein 2, mitochondrial. The record is from RefSeq and is a predicted model, not a curated record. Bases 54 to 494 code for a protein of 146 amino acids. The transcript has 3 exons. Gene Ontology annotation, molecular function: RNA binding. NCBI's taxonomy places the organism in Eukaryota, Viridiplantae, Streptophyta, Magnoliopsida, Ericales, Balsaminaceae.